AUGAGUAAAUUUUAUUUAUAUUAUUCUUUAAUAUGCACGAUAAGUUUUACGUGUGCCAUUUUUAUUUUUACUUUUAAAUACAAUCGUACGGAUGGUGGACUAUGGGCAGCUUUUGCAAGUGUCAAUUCUGGCAUAUGUUUUUACUUGUACAAUAUUUACAUUGGUAACAAACUUCAAAAUCAUUUCAGUUUAAAAUAUUUGAAUUAUUUAUCAGUUAUAAGUUUUAUCUCUUGUCUAGUUUGCAUAGCCUUUGGUAUUUGGUAUACAUUUGCCAUUAUCUAUUGGAAAAUUCCAUUAUCGGAAUAUGACAGAUCUCUUAUAUUUCCAUGCGUCUUUAGUUUUCUCAGUGGAAAAUGGGGCUUUCAUUUACACACAGCGACAAAAAAAUUCAUGAAAGAAUAUACAUCUUUCAAUUAUACUCCGAUAAUUCAAAACAUAUAA
Pediculus humanus corporis (human body louse) is the source of this 441-nucleotide messenger RNA. RefSeq lists its product as uncharacterized. Bases 1 to 441 code for a protein of 146 amino acids. The record is from RefSeq and is a predicted model, not a curated record. The transcript is spliced from 3 exons. Lineage: Eukaryota; Metazoa; Arthropoda; Insecta; Psocodea; Pediculidae.